This is a messenger RNA of Letharia columbiana, 1152 nucleotides long. RefSeq lists its product as uncharacterized. Gene Ontology annotation, biological process: proteolysis. The record is from RefSeq and is a predicted model, not a curated record. Lineage: Eukaryota; Fungi; Ascomycota; Lecanoromycetes; Lecanorales; Parmeliaceae. The transcript has 3 exons. Gene Ontology annotation, molecular function: aspartic-type endopeptidase activity. The coding region runs from base 1 to 1152 and encodes 383 amino acids.
AUGUUCAGAAUCUGUUUAAUUCUGGCUGUGCUGGUCAUAGCGCCCUUGGUUGAAGCACUAGAUUUAUGUGUUGACGACGGCGAAUGUCUCCGCUCUCCCGGACAAUCACCUAAUGGCAAUGGGUCGGGAGAUACCUUAUAUAACCCAGCUCAACCGGUUGGCACGGUCACAGUGGGAAUCAAGUACAACCAGAGCUUCGAGGCUGUCUUCGACACAGGUUCCUAUCAAACUUGGUUCACAACGACCGGGAUCACUGGCUAUGCCGAAACAGGUACUCCUCUCCACCAAAACGGUAGUAUCGUAUACGGUGGCAAUUACACCGUAGAGGGACCGCUUUAUUUGGACGACGUUGCUUUCGAUGGCUUUACCGCAAAGAAUAUUCAAGUUAUGGCAGCCCAAAGUACAACUUUCAACGCAACGUUGGGUAUGGGAUACUGGACAAAAUCGACCAUAGGAGUCGCAGGAUUUUUUGAGACCUUGAUUGAACAGAAGUCCGUAACAACGCCGGAAUUCGGGCUCCAUCUUGGCCGGACAAAUACCCCGGAGAAAAGUUCCCUUACACUCGGUAGUCGUGACUCCACUAAACAUACCGGAGAAUUUGUGUCGGUCCCGGUCAUCCAGCAAGGCGGGUGGAGCAUACAGAUCGACGGAUACUCCGUGAAUGGUAAAAUGCUGAAUUCGACUACCCCCGUUGGCACGAUACCCAACCCUCCACUCGUCGACACAGGCACUCCCUACAUCAACGCCCCCCACGACGCCGCCGUCGCCAUCCACUCCGCGAUCCCCGGCGCCGUGCCCGCCGACGAUACGGGUAACGUCUGGAAAUACCCCUGCAGCACCUCGGCAAUCUACAUGCCCACUCUCAUCCUCUCGGGCACCAGUCUUUCUAUCGCACCCGAAGACUUCAACAUGGGUUCCGCCGCCGGCGACGGGAUGAGCGAGUCCGCUAUCCGUAGCCCCUUGGCAUACGGAUGGGUCCUGGGUUCCCCGUGGCUGAUGAGCUUUUAUACGGUUUUUCAUUGGGGGACGUCGGCGAAGGAGUGGGAGGUGGGCAAUGGAACGUCUGUCAAUUUCGCACCGGCAGUGCAUCAGCCUGCCAGGAGUCACCGCCACUGGUUGGGGGUUGAGAAUGUUUCCGAGGCGAGCGAAUAG